Molecule: messenger RNA, 1065 nt
Organism: Nelumbo nucifera (sacred lotus)
Lineage: Eukaryota; Viridiplantae; Streptophyta; Magnoliopsida; Proteales; Nelumbonaceae
Product: E3 ubiquitin-protein ligase ATL41-like
Biological process (GO): protein ubiquitination
Molecular function (GO): transferase activity
Source: RefSeq, a predicted model, not a curated record
GGAAAGAGGAGCGAAACCCAGACCACAUGAAUUAAAAGUGAGGCAUUGAGGGGGCUAACUAAUUGAACAAUCCAUCCUCUUUCACUCCGCCCUCUCUCCCUCUCUCCCUCUCUCCCUCCCCAUCAGAGCCACCAUGUCUGCCACCACCUCUCAGAAUGAUGUCGGCCAUCAAAACUACUAUCCUUACAACUACCAGAUGGGCAUGAAUGGAAAGAUCAUGCUCACGGCCAUAAUCUCCUUACUGGUUGUUGUCGCCCUUGUUGUCCUACUCCACAUCUACGCCAGGUGCAUACUUAGACGCCAAGCAAGGCGUCAGGCCAUCCUCCGUCGUGUCAACAUGUCCGUGGCCGCGCAACCUUACACACGCGAGCCACCUAAGAGGGGGCUCGGCCAGUCCGUCAUCGACUCCCUACCGACAUUCGCCUACAAGCAAAUAGACCCGCUCAAUGACUCUACCACCACAGAGUGCGCAGUCUGUCUGAGCAUCUUGGAAGGAGGAGAGAAGGUCAGGCUCCUACCCAACUGUAAGCACUUGUUCCAUGUUGAUUGCAUUGAUAUGUGGUUGGACUCUCACUCGACCUGCCCAAUUUGCCGCACCGACGCGGAACCCCAACCUAAGCCUGAUCAGUCGGGUGAAUCAAGUAGUGUUGCUGCUUCUGCUGUUGCAGUACCGCCAUCAGCUCCAGCCAUGGACACUUUGAAUUCGAUAACAACAUGCUCAGACGGAACACCUGACAGCUCUGCUCAAGCUUCGAAGGUGGGUGCAUCAACCUCGCGAUUGAGUUCAUUCCGCCGGAUGCUUAGUAGGGAGAGAUCAGAUAGGAGAAUUCAACCUUGUGAGCAAGCAGAUGGCGUGGAAGAUCUAGAGAGACAAUAGUAGUAGUAGUACUGGGUAGAAAAUUUUCUUUACUAUAUCUUCUCUUUUCGAACUUUGAUAUCUUAAUUCUUAUAUUUGUUUAUAGAACUCUUGAAAUGUAUAGAAGAGGGGUGAGCUAGCUACCUCAUCAUGGAAGUCUGAAGGAUCAAAUGGUACAGGACAUGAACAAAUUGAGAUUUUUAUUUACA